AUGAGUAGGAACCUCACAUCUCCUUGGCUUCCACCUUUUGGUCUGAGUCUAACGCAACCGCCUCCGACAUGCUUUCUAGGCGCUACUGACUUAGUGGGAACAACGGUUGUACCUGGAACUGGACCGUCCAUUCCCCCAUCAUUCCAACUUACCCCACAGCUACAUGCGCCACCACACGGCAUGUUGGCGCCAGCACUGCCCAGAUUUAAUCCCUACGAGCCACCUCCCAUCGUGCCCCCACCCUCUCCCUUGAAAUCAGGUUCUUCCGAUUCCAAGUCAACUGCCGCUCCUUCCCCGCGAAAUCGGCCCACUUUGCAUACUUCAAGUUCGGAAUCGAAUUUAAGACCUCAUAGAGAUGCAUCCAGAAGUAAGCAUGUUCCAUCUGGCGACUCACGUCCUGCGGAGCCUGUUCGUUACACUAGGAUAACAUGCGCCUCUGCCCCUGGCUAUUAUCGCUUCGACUACACAACCGGUUGCUAUUGUGCAACUACGCGUUUGGUUGAAUUGGAGGACCGCUUUUGUUCUGAAGUUUUGGCGCGUCGCCUCCGUGCGACUGCAGGUCAGCCGGAACGAAAGCCACUGGACAGGCGCGCUUGGUUAGAUCCGAGUAACCACAAACCCAAACGCAGUGCAUCCAAAUCGGAGACUAGACGCCGUAUGGAAUUUAUUGCCGAUAACGGAGACAAUUUUAUUACCUCAACUGAUUGUCUCCUCUCAUCUAGUGACUCUGACGUAGAAAUUUCGUCAUCUUCCUGUUCUUUCGCUGGUUCACGCAAGCCUCGUUUCUCAUCCUCCGCUAGCGCGUCGUCGUCUUUGGGUGAAUCCGGCGAGACUAUCCAUUCCAAAUAUUCCAAUAAGAAUCGCAGAAAACACAAGGCCUCUGCUCGUUUUAAAAACUGCCCUGAGGAAUGUAACUUACCGACAGAUCAUCCUGAAGCAUGCGUGCUUGGCAAUCGCCUCGGCGACGGCCAUUCGAUCGGACAGCGCAGCGUUCGUCAACAACGUGAGGUGGCGUACAAACUGUCCCAUCCCAAUCGGUUGCACCCUGACAUCUGGCACAACGAACCACAUGAAUUCAAUGAUGGUCCGGCUUGUUCUUGCAAACCCAAGUAUCGAAUUGGUCCUCUUCACAACCAAUACGAAGGCGAAAUGAUGAUCCCUCUGUGCGAACAAGAAUCAAACAAUCGAGAUCGCCUCUACCACUAUCGUAUCAUGGUCUCACCGGCCACCAAUUUCAUCCAACCAAACCCAACAACGAUACCAUUCAACGGACAAGAGUACACAUUUGAUGGAUUUUCACUUUUCCUUCAUUACAAACUUAACGACCCUUCUCCGUGCCAAAUAUUGCGUUUUAAUCUUCUGUACGAUAUUUUUCCAGUUGAAGAGGAUUUUCCAGAGCUUUUCACCGUUCGCUCAUUGGACAUAUUGACACAAUAUCUCUUCACUGAAUUACUUGAACUACUGGAUCUUUCUUGGAAGCCAUACGGUGUAACGGAAGGAUGUCCGGUGGUGCAUCUUAUGCCUCGUUUCGUCCGUACACGGGACACGUCACUCGCAGGGUCUGCCUCGACAGAGGGAGCCUCGUCUGAGAACAUUGGUGAGAUGUUACCAUCAAGCGUAGUCCUCGAAUACCUGCUGCAAGAGGCCCUUACUCCGGUGAUUGAUACCUUAGAGUUGGCUUCCAUUCAGCGUUUUAACUCUUCCCAGUGGUCCAGUUAUAUUGCUCCUCUCCGUGGGACUUUGACGACGUUUCCCGGCAAAAAACCAUCUACUAUCCGAAUCGAUCAGCUAGAUCGUCGUUCUCUGGCGGGUGAACCAGCGUCCGGAGUGCUCAUAUAUCCGCUCAUUGUCCACAUGACUUACACCCCGAUGAAACUGAGCCUCACUCGUGAACCCAAAUACAAAUGUGUGCUGAAAAACUUCAUGAAGCUGCAGUACCUCAUGAUGAACAAACCACGCAUCAGUCCAGCUGAUAGAGCUCAGUUAGCUCAGUUGGCAAACGAGCUCGAAUCUAUGGAACAUUCUGGGGUUCAUCGGCGUGAAAUCACGGUUGAAUUAAGCUGCGAGGGCUUCUAUCGUACUGGAAUUCGCCCAGAUGUCUCGCAACACGCACUCAAUCUAGUCUCACUAAUUUCCCAUUUGCGGUUUCACAAGUCUUUGGGAAGUCUGGAAACGCGGUUGGGUUAUGAAUUUAAGGACAAGUCAUUACUUCACCAAGCUCUCACACAUCCGUCGUACCGACGCACUAAUUUCGGCACGAAUCAGGAUCACUUUCAGAAUUCGCUUGUCAGCUGUGGACCACGAAUAAUCGAGUAUGGGGACAAACUCCAGUUAUACAAGGCUUGGCGCAAAAAGGGGCUGACGAAGAUGAUCCAGGUCAUGUCGGUGUUACCCAAGAUGCAUGAAGAACGCUCGAAUAUUUACGGCAACGAGCGGCUGGAAUUCCUUGGUGAUGCUGUAAUUGAAGUGAUUUCUAGUAUACACUUGUUUUUCAUGUUUCCCGAUCUCCCCGAGGGGAACCUGGAUGCCUAUCGCCAGGCCGUGGUGCAAAACCAACAUUUGGCUGAAUUGGCUGUUCGACUCGGAAUUCACAAGUUCCUGCUAUACACUCAUAGUGUAGACUUUUGCUACGAUUCCACGUUCAUCUACGCCCGGUCGGACGCUUUUGAAGCGUUGAUGGCCGCUAUCGCUUUGGAUGCUGGCCUGGAUGUUGUGGAUCGCGUAUUCGGUGCCGUGCUGUUCGGUGAUGAGGCUCGGAUUCAUCGUGUUUGGGUACGCAUUCCACCGCAUCCGCUUCAGGCCCAGUUUCCAAACGGGGAUCGAUCAUGGGCUGCGAAUGUUCCCAUGCUAAAGAAACUUCCAGUUUUGGAGGAACGUCUGGGUAUCACUUUCAAAUGUCUCCGUUUGUUGGCUCGCUCAAUGACUAUACGAAAGACUGGAUUCAACUUUUACACACUGGGGGACAACCAACGCUUGGAGUUUUUGGGCGAUUCGUUACUCAAAUAUGUCUCAACUGAUUAUCUGUUCCGCCAUUUCCCACGCCACCACGAGGGACAUUUAUCGCUACUUAAGAACUCGCUGGUGAACAAGUACACCCAGGCCGCAGUUUGCUCGGAACUCGGCCUUGAUCAGUUCGUGAUUCGGCGCGAAGACAACAAUUCGGAGAAGGGAUGUGCGGAUGCACAGCUCGCUAUCGGAAGUGCUCAGAGCGCAGCAAAUGCUCAAACCCAAAACGUGAAAUAUAAAGCUGAUUUGUUGGAAGCCUUCAUUGGAGCACUGUUCGUGGACAAGGACCUGGUGUGGGUGGAACGCUUCUGCCAAGUUUGCUUCUGGCCACGUCUGGUGGAAUUCAUACUUAAGCAGGAGUGGAAUGAUGCCAAAUCGAAGUUGCAACAGUGCUGCUUAACAUUCCGUUCACUGCACGAGGACCCGGAGAUUGCACACUACAGAGUCUUGAGCUAUAGCGGUCCAACCAACCAACGAACCUACUCGGUUGGGGUGUUCUUCCGCGGUCAGCGUUUGGCCACCGGCACAGGUCGGUCAGUACAACAGGCACAGAUGGAAGCAGCCAAACGUGCUUUGGAGAUACACCAAGACGCGUUCCGCCAGCUCGAUUUUCAACGCUCCGUCAUUUCCAGGCGCUACCGACAGCCGUACAUCGACAAGAUGUUGGAUCAUGUGCAGAAAUGGGAUGAGCGUUUGGUGGACUACUUCAUUGAGGGCAAUAAUAGCGGUCCUGAACCCUCUUCUUCCAGUCGACCAGCAAUUAAACGCGACACAGCAAUGUCCGACGGGACCGAUGACGUUAUGGACUUGUUCAAGCCAAACCAACCCAAUCGGCCUCCACCGUUAAAACAGACGAGCCCGUCAUCUAAUACUUCCGGAGCCGCUCUUAAACCGCAACACAAACGUGCCCGCAAUCACGAUGAAAUCUCUUCGACUGAGUUCUUUCACCCAGGUGAGCUGCAAUGUGAUUUGAAUCCCAAGGAGGCCACGCACCUAAAAGCCGAGGUUCCUGCGGAGUUGAGUGAGGAUGAUGCCAUGGAGGUGGACUCUGAUUCCGGAUCCUCAUCUUCCAUACAAACUGAUGGCGCAUGUGUUUUGCCAAGUGGAACUCUCGCAGAUUUGCUCAGAGCCAGAAGAUGA
Molecule: messenger RNA, 4146 nt
Organism: Dicrocoelium dendriticum
Lineage: Eukaryota; Metazoa; Platyhelminthes; Trematoda; Plagiorchiida; Dicrocoeliidae
Source: the annotation of a GenBank genome assembly